Molecule: messenger RNA, 2287 nt
Organism: Trachymyrmex cornetzi
Lineage: Eukaryota; Metazoa; Arthropoda; Insecta; Hymenoptera; Formicidae
Gene: Syx18
Product: syntaxin 18
Exons: 2
Coding region: 263-1222 (319 amino acids)
Biological process (GO): retrograde vesicle-mediated transport, Golgi to endoplasmic reticulum
Cellular component (GO): endoplasmic reticulum; SNARE complex
Source: RefSeq, a predicted model, not a curated record
CUCUUAAUGGCUCGACGCGUGACAGGUGUUUACAAAACUGACGAUUAUAUCCGUUUAUUAUUUUAUUAAUUUACUUUGAAAGGAAACGUGGGCACAUCACCGUGCUAUAUAAUUACAAAUGAUAUCACGAUCGUCACGAUCUUUGAUAUAAUCGGCAUAUUCAUAAACAUAAUAAAUGAGUUGCUGACAGGGAAAGAUCGAGUACGGACUUUGACGAGAACCUCGACGAAUCGCCUCCUGGAAGACCGAGGGAGUCACAGAGAUGGACGUGAGUUCGUUGUUCAAGGCUAGCGUGAAGGCGGUGAAUCUGCGAAACAGGGACCUCGGUACACCGGCAGCAGAGAGUCAACCGCGAAGGGCCAGGAGCAAGAGCACCUUCUGCGUGAAGGCGCACGCGGUGGUCAUGCAAAUCUCCAAGCUGCGUGAGUUCCUGCUGGAGAACCGCAAGGCCUACCUGAACUUCUCCAACUACCUGUCCGCAGCGCCGCACAUGACGGAUGCGGAGCGCGACGAGAUCGACCUGGGUGCACAGCGGAUAAUGAGCACCUGCUCGCAGCUGGUCAAAGACUUGAAGCGAGAGAUCGCCGCGUCGACGGAGAUCACCCAGCAGAACAUCGAGCAUCGCGAGAUCAUGCUACUGCUGAUAGAGGACUACCUGAAGAACGUCUGCAAGAUAUACUCGGAGCAGAAGGCGAUGCGCGUGAAGAAGGCCAUGGAGAUGCGAAGGAUUUCCAGGCUGCAGGCAAACCAGCCGUCGGCAACGAAAAGAUCGGUCCUGAACGCGGUCGAUUCCGUGGACGAUAAUGAUACCAAGAACGGCUCGAACGAGUCUAGCCCGAUGAAGAUCCAGGAAAUCAACGGCGACGUCAAUACGAUGACAUACGAGGAGGAAUUGUCGGCGGAGGACAUCCAGAUGUUCGAGUCGGAGAAUGAGCAGCUAUACAACGAGCUGAACACCAUGACUGAGGAGGUGAAGCAGAUCGAGAGCAAGGUAGUGCACAUCGCUGAGCUUCAGGAGAUCUUCACGGAGAAGGUUCUGGACCAAGACAAAGACCUGGACAGGCUAAUGACGACAGUGGUCGGAUCGACGGAGAACGUGAAGGAGGCGAAUGAGCAGAUCCGCCAAGCGAUCCAACGGAACGCCGGUCUCAGGGUGUGGAUCCUCUUCUUCCUUCUGGUGAUAUCGUUCUCGCUGUUGUUUCUCGAUUGGUACAAUCCAUAAGAGUCGACAGAUCUUCGAGUUGUUCUUAAAAUACGAGAGUGAGGAAAGGCGAUGUACAUUUACAAGAGAUGUUUGAUAUCCGUAAAACGUAUUUCUGUUAUUAAAUUAUUGAAUUUUACUAAUUUUCGAUAUGGAUCGUAUCAAUUGUUACUUUCGUAAAAAUGAAAGAAGAGACGUUAAAAGGUUGGAAGAAUAGAAAGAAAAAAGAGAGGGAGAAACGUUUGCCAAAAAAUAUGUUGCUAUAUUUUAUCCCCGGACAUUAUUGUACAUAAUAGCUAUAACUUACUAUAUGCGGGGAAUAAACAAAAUAAUAUGAAUAUCUAGGAAAUAUACGACUUAUUUUAUAUUUUAUCAAUAAAAGGUUGGCCCACCAUUUGCUUUUGAUGCAUAUCUUCUAUCUUUGUUGGAAUAGAGUCAUACAAUGCUUAAACAGUUACCAAUAAAAUAUCAUACUGCUUUAGAAGAACAUCUUUCAAUUGCUUAUAUAAAUAAUAUUGAAGGAAAAAAUUUACUUUUCAUUUUGUUUUUUAAAAUUUUCCUCUAUUCUGAAAACUUCUUUCCUGGUCUGUAAUCACCUGAUUAUAGGCUGGGAAAGAAGAGUUAAAUAAAUCAUUUGUAGUUUUGAAGAACAGAAUGAGACUUCUUCUUUCGAUAUCUUUUAAUUACAGGAUGUUCUGCUGGAAGAAUGGUAUAAUAUUACAUUGUAGCAAUUGCUGCACUAUUCAAGCAUGUAUGAUUCUAACAAGGAUGGAAUCUAUAACAGUACGCCAACUUCUUAUCAAUAAAAUAAGUAGAUAGAACAUCUUUCAAUUGCUUAUAUAAAUAAUAUUGGAGAAGGAAAUUUACUUAUCACUCUAUUUUUCAAAAUUGUUCUCUUCUUUAAAACUUCAACAUCUUUCUUGGCAUAUAAUAGCCUGAUUUAAAUAUUAAGUUAUUUAUAGUUUUGAAGAGUAGAGUGAGAUUUCCUCCUCCAACAUCUUUCAAGCAAUUAGAAGAGGUUGUAUUGUAUUUCUCUGGUAUUCACAUAUUUUGUCAAUUUCCUGUACAUAUAUAUAUAUAUACACA